AUGCUAGAAGCUAAAUUCACAGAAGCUGGGUUAUUCAAAAGAAUUAUCGAUUCCUUUAGAGACUGUGUCCAAUUGAUUAACUUCAAUUGUUCAGAAAAGGGUAUCGCUGCACAAGCCGUCGAUGACUCUCGUGUCCUCCUUGUCUCUCUUUCCAUCAAUGUAGAAGCAUUUGAAGAGUUUAGAGCGGACAGAAAUGUCGUGCUAGGUUGCGAUUUGACGAACUUGAGUAAGAUUCUUCGUUGUGGUAACAAUUCGGACAAUCUAACGCUUAUCGCUGAAGAUUCUCCAGAUUCUAUUCUAAUCUUAUUCGAAGAUACAAAAAGAGACCGUGUCAGUGAAUACUCUUUAAAAUUGAUGGAAAUCGAAACAGAUUUCUUGGAGAUCUCUGAUAUGAAAUAUGAAUCCUAUAUUACAAUGCCAUCUGCUGAUUUCGCGAAGACCGUACGUGACUUAAGUCAAUUGAGUGAUUCUAUUAACAUCUUAGUCACUAAGGAUACCAUCAAAUUCGCCGCAGAAGGUGAUAUCGGAAGUGGGUCCAUUGUUGUGAAACCUUUCACCGAUUUGGAUCAUCCUGAAAGUUCAAUUAAAGUUACCAUAGAAAAACCAGUAGAUUUAAGGUUCGGUGCUAAAUAUUUAAACGACAUCAUUAAGGGGUCCUCUCUAUCAGAUACAAUCACUAUAAAAUUAUCGGAAGAAGCGCCAGCCCUUUUCCAAUUCGAUAUCUCAAGCGGUAAUUUGCAAUUCUAUUUGGCUCCAAAGUUCGAUGAAGAGGAAUGA
This is a messenger RNA of Kluyveromyces lactis, 777 nucleotides long. RefSeq names its product proliferating cell nuclear antigen (gene POL30). Lineage: Eukaryota; Fungi; Ascomycota; Saccharomycetes; Saccharomycetales; Saccharomycetaceae. The record is from RefSeq and is a predicted model, not a curated record. The coding region runs from base 1 to 777 and encodes 258 amino acids. Gene Ontology annotation, molecular function: DNA binding; DNA polymerase processivity factor activity. The transcript has a single exon. Gene Ontology annotation, cellular component: PCNA complex. Gene Ontology annotation, biological process: regulation of DNA replication; leading strand elongation; translesion synthesis.